CGCGAAAGCCCCGAGACCUAAGCACUAGCCCCCAACGAAACCGAAAGGAAAUCCAGUGGGAUCACGAGUUCUACCGAGAUGGCGAUGGACGCGGGCAUCGGCGGCCGCCGCCUGACGCGGCUCCGCACGCUCGGCCGCGGCGCGUCGGGCGCCGUCGUGUCGCUCUUCGCGGCGGGCGACGAGGGCGAGCUCCUGGCCGUCAAGUCCGCGGCCGGCGCCGCGGGGGCGGCGCAGCUGCGGCGCGAGGGCGGGAUCAUGGCUGCCCUCCGCUCGCCGCACGUGCUCCCCUGCCUGGGCUUCCGCGCCGCCGCGGGCGGGGAGUUCCAGCUGCUCCUCGAGUUCGCGCCCGGCGGCUCUCUGGCCGACGAGGUGGAGAGGAAUGGGGGCCGCCUCGCGGAGGCCGCCGUGCGGGCGUACGCGGCGGACGUCGCCCGGGGCAUCGCGUACCUCCACGGGGAGGAGUCCGUGGUGCACGGGGACGUCAAGGCGAGGAACGUGGUGAUCGGUGCCGACGGGCGCGCCAAGCUCGCGGACUUCGGGUGCGCCAGGCGCGUGGGCUCCAAGGGCCCGCUCGGCGGCACGCCGGCGUUCAUGGCGCCCGAGGUGGCGCGCGGGGAGGAGCAGGGGCCCGCGGCCGACGUCUGGGCGCUGGGAUGCACCGUCAUCGAGAUGGCCACCGGCCGCGCCCCGUGGACCGAUCUGGACAUGGACGACGUGGUCGCGGUGGUGCACCUGAUCGGGUACACGGACGCCGUGCCGGAGGCGCCGGAGUGGCUGUCGGCGGAGGCGAAGGAUUUCCUGGGCAAGUGCCUGAGGCGUGACGCCGGCGAGCGGUGGACGGCGCCGCAGCUUCUGGAGCACCCGUUCCUGGCAUCCGCGGGCUGCGGCGUCAAAGCAGAGGACGCAAAGCCCAAGUGGGUGUCUCCCAAGAGCACGCUGGAUGCCGCAUUUUGGGAGUCAGACGCCGACGACGAGGACGACGAGAUGCCAGAGAGCGCAGCCGACAGGAUCAGGGCAUUGGCAGGUCCGCGCUCGGCGUUGCCGGACUGGGAAUCCGACGAUGGUUGGAUCGAAGUGUGCGGCGGCUGCUCUGAACUUUCUGACGCCACGACCGCUGGCCAAGAAGCGAAAUUUCCAGCCGCGCAAUGUGAAUUUCCCAGCACGCCGGUGGCCGCAUCACCGGAGCAGGUGCACAGUGAAGUUCCUGAUGUUCUACCCGUGGCUGCGCCGGCAGCGGAGACGACGAGCUACGAAAACUUCUGGUGGGGAGAGUCAGAAGCAGAGCUGGAGACUGAAUCUUUUGGCGCUAACUUGGAUGCUGACGAUGAUCCUGUGCACAAUGUAGGAGCUGCCGGUGCCUAUGUGCAUCAGCAACAGCAAGAUUUUUAUGAGAAUUUCACCAGUAAUCCAAUUGUACUCCAUCUUUGUAUUUCUGAAGAAAUAGCAAAAAAUUCCUUUCAUUGUCAAAUUGCCCCCUUUCAUCUUCCUCCUACUCUGUUCGUCUUCUAAUUUGCCCCUUUACUAACACCAAACUGACAGAA
Molecule: messenger RNA, 1541 nt
Organism: Panicum hallii
Lineage: Eukaryota; Viridiplantae; Streptophyta; Magnoliopsida; Poales; Poaceae
Product: mitogen-activated protein kinase kinase kinase 18-like
Exons: 1
Coding region: 79-1509 (476 amino acids)
Biological process (GO): protein phosphorylation
Molecular function (GO): protein kinase activity; ATP binding
Source: RefSeq, a predicted model, not a curated record